AACCAAUCAUCUGGUCGGUGAGUGUAGAGGCAAAGCAGGCUCGCAGGAUGCGGGCGGGGUGGGUGUACAUGAACUAAUGUAGCCUGAUCAAACAUCGGCCACAAACUCUGCAACCCACCAAGAUCCUCAGGUCCUUUGAGGGUAAAGUCAAAUCAUCAUGGCUGCAUCCUCCCAACUGUUCAGGGUCAUCCACAGCAGGAAAUUGAGUCAAAUCUUGGUGCCAGCCAUUACAUGCCAAACCUGCUGCCAGUCUCCUCAUCCCUGCACCAAUGCAACUCAGCCACACAGUUGGCACCAGUCACGAGGAUACAGGGCCUCAGCUGCAUGGCACACCUAUUACCUGACCCCACCUCAGGUUAACAGCAUCUUAAAAGCUAACGAGUACAGCUUCAAAGUUCCUGAGUUUGAUGGCAAAAACCUCAGUUCAGUCAUGGGCUUUGACAGCAAUCAGCUACCUGCAAAUGCACCAAUUGAGGAUCGGCGAAGUGCGGCCACAUGCUUACAAACCCGUGGCAUGCUUUAUGGUGUUUUUGAUGGGCACGCGGGCUGUGCCUGUGCGCAGGCACUCAGCGAACGGCUCUUCUACUACAUCGCCGUUUCAUUGCUACCAUACGAGACACUGGUGGAGAUGGAGAAUGCAGUGGAGAGCGGUCGACCACUUCACCCAGUUCUGCAGUGGCACAAGCAUCCCAACGACUACUUCAGUAAGGAAGCCUCACGCCUCUACUUCUCCAGCUUGCGCACAUAUUGGCAGGAGCUGCUGGAUCUGAGCAUCCCUGGGGAGCAGCCUGAUGUUGGAGAAGCGCUUGUGAGUGCCUUUAAAAGGUUGGACAAUGAUAUAUCCCUCGAAGCCCAAGUUGGUGACCCUAACGCUUUCUUGCACUACUGGGUUCUUCGCGUAGCAUUCUCAGGCGCUACUGCGUGUGUUGCGCAUAUAGAUGGUAACGAGCUGCAUAUCGCCAACACUGGAGAUGGGCGUGCAGUGCUGGGCGUACAGGAACCCGAUGGCUCUUUUUCCGCACUCACGCUUACCAAUGACCACAAUGCACAGAAUGAAUCUGAGGUGCACCGUGUGCUGUCCGAGCACCCACUUUCCGAGGCCAAAACCGUAGUUAAGCAGGAUCGCCUGUUGGGAUUACUCAUGCCCUUUCGUGCAUUUGGAGACGUAAAAUUCAAGUGGAGCAUCGAGCUCCAGCGUCGUGUUCUGGAGUCCGGUCCAGAUCAGCUCCAUGAGAACGAACACGCCAAGUUCAUCCCACCCAACUACCACACGCCACCCUACCUUACAGCAAAACCAGAAGUGACACGACAUCGUCUCCGUCCACAGGACCGUUUUCUGGUUCUGGGCUCGGAUGGGCUGUGGGAAACAUUACACAGGCAGGAGGUGGUGAGGAUUGUUGGUGAGCAUCUUACUGGAGUGCACCAGCAGCAGCCGGUCAGCGUUGGUGGCUUCAAGGUGACCCUGGGUCAGAUGCAAGGCUUGUUGCAGGAGAGGAAAGCUCGGAUCUCCUCUACAUUUGAGGACCAAAAUUCCGCGACACACCUGAUCCGGUACGCGGUGGGGAAUAAUGAGUUUGGGUUGGUGGACCAUGAGAGAUUGUCAAAGAUGCUAAGCUUGCCAGAAGAAUUAGCUCGCAUGUAUAGAGAUGAUAUUACGAUCAUUUUAGUGCAGUUUAACCCACAUGUCAUUGGCGGACAGUAGAACUGGACAUACUGUUUGUCACAUGCUUUGUUACAUCUACUCUAUCAUCAAUUCUAGUGCACAAUCUCAUCACUGCAUUGUCGGUAAUAUCAGCACAUCAACUAUAUCAGUGGAAUGUAUUAAUCUGUGUGUAUACUUUUAUGUUCAUUUUUAUUCUCACACAUUUAUGGCAGCUGCCUUGGAGGGGAAUCUUAAUAUAUCAGCAGGUGAGCGGUUGAUCCGCAUUAUGUUAUAUGUGGCAAUGAAUCCAAACAGAAAAAGCUGUGCUAUGCCCACCACAGACAUUGUUAAAUAGUUAAAAUACAAAACAUAAUCCAGACUGGAACUUGCAUACGUGUUCAAAUGUACUAAUAUAAAUUUAAGCACACUUUGUACUCUGGAGAGACUAUUAAUGGUAUGGAUGACUGUAAUAUGCCAAAGUCUGCUUUAAUGUAAAAACAUGUAGGCUUUUAUUUUUUAUUUUACUAAUUUGUUUUGAAUGAAUCAAUGAAUGAAAAGCAAAUGAAUACAAAGGUCAUUAAAACAGGGUGAGAGAAGGAGAGAUAUGCAGGGUGGCCCCCAAAAAACAGGGCCACUAUGUUUGAUUGCUCAUAUCUUAAAAAUGAAUAAAGCCUCUAGUAUAGAUGCAUUCUUGUUGUUUUUUGAAAGUAUACUUUUUUUAAUUGUUAUUUUAUUUUAUUUGAUGUUCUAAUUGUUGGUGACCACUGUAGUGUGUGUUUGUGUCGGGUGGGGGGGAAUGUU
Molecule: messenger RNA, 2443 nt
Organism: Myxocyprinus asiaticus (Chinese sucker)
Lineage: Eukaryota; Metazoa; Chordata; Actinopteri; Cypriniformes; Catostomidae
Product: pyruvate dehydrogenase [acetyl-transferring]-phosphatase 1, mitochondrial-like
Exons: 2
Coding region: 158-1702 (514 amino acids)
Biological process (GO): protein dephosphorylation
Molecular function (GO): cation binding; protein serine/threonine phosphatase activity
Source: RefSeq, a predicted model, not a curated record